AUGAGUCAGCUCUUGCGCAUUGCCUCUUUUUCAACCUCCGAGUGCAUGGAAACAAUGUUAAAAAUGAGCAUCACCACUAAUACAUUGCCUACGCAAGACAACAUCAAACAUACAGAGGCGCCCGGCAACACCCUUCCACAUCCGCCUUCACUAGUAGCUCCAGACCUCCUUCUUCACAAUUUUCUCGUCCCUAAAGCCCCUCGACAGUCACCCCAGACACCAACCCCCAUCACUAGAUUCGCGCACUUCCGACCACUCGCACCGAGGACCCGACUCACAGUAUCUAUCACACUGGUCUCGUUGGAUAUGAGGAUCGCCCUCGCCGUAGAGCCCAUUAUACACGUCCUCACAUUAUCCCUCCUGUCCCAGACCCUGCGACAAUUCCCGAUGGACUUUGAUCCUCCCCAACCGCGCUCACUAGUUCCUCUACUCCGCGCCCAAUCUGCCGCUCCGCAGUUCCCCGGCCUCGCGUUCUGUGCCCACCCCGGCUCAAUUCGCCCCAUCCCUACCCAACCCCAACCCCCUCAGCGUCCCCCUCUCCCCCUCGAUGCGGCCAAGAUUCUGCCCUCACAUGCCCGGCGACGCUGGCCUCAGAACUUCUUCUUAAGACCCCCCGCCCGAUGUCCCCCAACCGCCAAACCCCAUUUCAUAAUUCUCCUUCCCCAACCCUCCCUCACAUUCCCGCCCUCCCCGCUCGAUCCAACCCCUCAUAGCAUUCCUCCGCGUCCCCCAACCCCGGAGCCACCUGCACAGUGGAUGUUGCCCAUGUCCGAGAAAGCGGCCGCUCAGCAUUCCCCUGCUUCCCGUCUGCCCGUGUAA
This is a messenger RNA of Penaeus vannamei (Pacific white shrimp), 819 nucleotides long. The record is from RefSeq and is a predicted model, not a curated record. Lineage: Eukaryota; Metazoa; Arthropoda; Malacostraca; Decapoda; Penaeidae.